Dictyostelium purpureum is the source of this 150-nucleotide messenger RNA. RefSeq lists its product as uncharacterized. The record is from RefSeq and is a predicted model, not a curated record. The transcript has a single exon. The coding region runs from base 1 to 150 and encodes 49 amino acids. NCBI's taxonomy places the organism in Eukaryota, Evosea, Eumycetozoa, Dictyosteliales, Dictyosteliaceae.
AUGUUAUUACAAGACUUCAUGGAUCUAUUCCUUCAAAAUGUUAUUACAAGACUUCGUGGAUCUAUUGCUGAUUCAUUAUUAAAAAAUGUUAUCAUUGUAUUUACAAAUUGUUCAGCUCAUACAAACCUUGUUUUAAAAUCUUUAGAAUAA